AUGAAUGAGAGGGGGAGGGGAGAGAGAAGAGGAGAGAGAGGGAGGAGACAGAGAGGAUGGGAGAGAGAGGCAGAGGGAGUGAAGGAGAGGGCGAGACUGGAAGAGAGAGGGAGGGGAGAGAGAGGCAGAGGGAGUGAAGGAGAGGGCGAGAGUGGGGGAGGGGAGAGAGAAGAGGAGAGAGAAGAGGAGAGAGAAAGAGAGAGAGGGAGGGAGAUAGAGAGGAUGGGAGAGAGAGGCAGAGGGAGUGAAGGAGAGGGCGAGAGUGGGAGAGGGGAGAGAGAAGAGGAGAGAGAGAGGGAGGGAGAUAGAGAGGAUGGGAGAGAGAGGCAGAGGGAGUGA
Haliotis rufescens (red abalone) is the source of this 339-nucleotide messenger RNA. Its product is annotated as octapeptide-repeat protein T2-like. The transcript has a single exon. Lineage: Eukaryota; Metazoa; Mollusca; Gastropoda; Lepetellida; Haliotidae. The record is from RefSeq and is a predicted model, not a curated record. The coding region runs from base 1 to 339 and encodes 112 amino acids.